AGCGAGAGCAGCAACGUGGAGACACGCAGAAGCUCGGAGGCUCUCAACUUUAGAGCUGCUGCCAAAAUGCUCGUGUUAUUUGAGACCGCCGCUGGAUAUGCUAUAUUCAAGGUUCUUGAUGAAUCCAAGCUGCAACAGGUCGACAGCCUGUACAAGGAGUUUGAAACUCCUGAAAAGGCGAACAAAAUUGUGAAGCUGAAGCACUUUGAGAAGUUUCAGGACACCACAGAGGCCUUAGCAGCUGCCACUGCCCUUACUGAGGGAAAAAUCGGCAAGAGUUUAAAGAAAGCGCUGAAGAAGGUUGUGGCCAAGGAAGCUCAUGAGCAGCUGGCCAUCAGCGAUGCAAAACUCGGAGGGGUCAUCAAAGAAAAGCUGGACCUGAGCUGUGUCCACAAUUCUGCCGUGGCCGAGCUGAUGCGGUGCAUCAGGAGUCAGAUGGAGAAUCUCAUCACCGGCCUUCCCCCGAGGGAGAUCAGCGUCAUGUCUCUCGGAUUGGCUCACAGUUUAUCCCGCUACAAGCUGAAGUUCAGUCCAGACAAAGUGGACACUAUGAUUGUGCAGGCAAUCUCUCUUUUGGAUGACCUGGAUAAGGAGCUCAACAAUUACAUCAUGCGCUGUAGAGAAUGGUACGGCUGGCACUUUCCCGAGCUGGGAAAGGUAGUCACCGACAACUUGGUCUACUGCAAGGCUGUCCGCAAAAUAGGCGACCGCACGAACGUGGCUGGCUCCGAUCUGUCCGACAUCCUCCCCGAGGAAAUCGAGGCCGAGGUCAAACUGGCAGCUGAGAUCUCCAUGGGAACGGAAGUGUCUGAGCAGGACAUUGGCAACAUCAGGCACCUGUGCGAUCAGGUGAUUGAGAUUUCAGAGUACCGCACUCAGCUGUACGACUACCUGAAGAACCGAAUGACGGCCAUCGCCCCCAACCUGACUGUGAUGGUGGGAGAGCUGGUCGGCGCCCGUCUCAUUUCGCAUGCAGGUUCCCUUCUGAAUCUGGCCAAGCAUCCAGCCUCCACCGUGCAGAUCCUCGGAGCUGAGAAGGCUCUGUUCAGAGCCCUGAAGACCCGCAAAGACACACCCAAGUACGGUCUCAUCUACCAUGCCUCCCUAGUGGGCCAGACCAGUGCCAAGAAUAAGGGCAAGAUCUCCAGAAUGCUGGCAGCUAAAGCAGCCCUGGCUAUUCGCUAUGACGCCCUGGGAGAGGACACGAAUGCUGAAAUGGGAGUAGAGAACCGGGCCAAACUGGAGGCCAGGCUGCGCCAGCUGGAGGAGAAAGGAAUUCGAAGAAUCAGUGGAACAGGAAAAGCAAUGGCAAAGGCUGACAAAUACCAGCACAAGAGUGAAGUGAGGAUUUACGAUCCAUCUGGCGAUUCUACUAUUCCCUCAACCUCAAAGAAGAGGAAGUUUGAGGAGGUAGAGGAGGAGGAGGAGGCUGAAGAGCCUGAAACACCGGUGGUCAAAUCCAAAAAGGCCAAAAAGCAAACAGUAACAGAAGCAGUAGAAGAAGAAGAAGAAGAAGCAGCAGCACAGGAGGAGGAGACUCCCAAGAAAAAGAAGAAGAAAAAGAAGGACAAGAAAGAGGAGGAACCUGAGGAGGAACCUGAGGAAGAGGUAGCCGUCCCAGAGUCAACAGAAAAGAAGAAAAAGAAGAAGAAAAAGAUCUAGGAGGGCGAAGAUGACUCGUGAAAUAAUGGAGAGUGUAUAUAUUUUCUGUUUUAGUUUUUAUGUCAUUUUAGUUUUGUGUCAUACAUUUAUAUCUAACAAGGGCAAAACUGUAUCGCUUGCCUGUUUCUGAACAUCGAGAAAGGAAGUGCACAUAAGAUCUCCUUUUAUAACUGCGUGUAAGGUGUGGUGGUGUACUUGCAGUUAUGAAAUGAGUGAAAAUGUAAAUAUAUUUUUUCACAAUGAUUAAGUUUGAAAUGCUACAUCCUGGUUUGACUGUUUUUAUGUUGAUUUCUUUUUUUUUUAAUUGUAAAGAAAUCUACAUCAGACCUAUGUAUUAAUACAGCAAGUUUUCCCCA
Molecule: messenger RNA, 2018 nt
Organism: Anoplopoma fimbria (sablefish)
Lineage: Eukaryota; Metazoa; Chordata; Actinopteri; Perciformes; Anoplopomatidae
Gene: nop58
Product: NOP58 ribonucleoprotein homolog (yeast)
Cellular component (GO): small-subunit processome; box C/D methylation guide snoRNP complex
Molecular function (GO): snoRNA binding
Source: RefSeq, a predicted model, not a curated record